Molecule: messenger RNA, 831 nt
Organism: Closterium sp. Naga37s-1
Lineage: Eukaryota; Viridiplantae; Streptophyta; Zygnematophyceae; Desmidiales; Closteriaceae
Source: the annotation of a GenBank genome assembly
AUGGCGGACAACGAACCAGACUCAGGUCGCGAUGGUGAUUCUCCUUUAGAUCCUGCUAGUCAGCUUCGUGACACUCAAGCGUCAACCACGGCUGCCCCUGCGACCAACCCGGCGCCUGGCCCCGUCAUCUAUUUGAUAACAACGCCGCCCCGCCCGACCGGCACUCGUGCAACCACCACCAACCGAGGAGCACGUCGCCGGACCAGGGUGCCUCCAGGAAACGUCAUCGACUUGGAUGCUUUUAACGCGCAGCUACCUGAUGCUGACGAUGAUUUGGGGGAGCUGGAUGACUUGGCACCCCCCAUGAUGGCGGCCCCGACCCCCGUCAAUGGGCCCGUCGCUCACGACGACGACAAUAUCAUGGACACUGCUACGCCGGCUCCGAUGCCUGCCCUGCCUACCCCACGCUCGCGCGCAAGUACUAACAGGCAGCGUGCAAGAACCGGGACAACUGCUGGCUCUGGGUGGACUGAUGACGAGGAGAUUGUGCUCGCCGAGGUAAGGCGGGACCUUGAUGCUCUCAUCCGUGGCAUGCGUGGGAUACAAGGUUUUGUGAACGCCACGCACCACCCGUCUUCGCACAUGGCUGGGCCUCCUCAGACUCGUAAGGAUCUGCAAUUGCCAUCCCUUUACAUCGCCCACACAUUGGAUGCACUCUACCCCUUUGAUAUCUUGACAUCACUAAUCGUGCAUGCUCUAUACCCCACACAGAUCAUUCUACUCCGCGUGGCCCACCAGCGGCAGUCCAUGCGCAGACGCCUUCACCCGCGAGGCAUCGUCCUACCACCCGUGUUCGCGGGCUGCGAGUGCCGCUCUCCCCUCCUGCAAUGA